AUGGCGGCAGCAGGCCCUGCCAUGGAGUCGGCGUCCUGCGUUGGGCUCGGGCUGAACCUGGCUCAGGACGCGGAUAUAUCGCAUUUUUCUCUGCGGAGCGACGCCGUCGCGCCAGAGACGAAGCCAGCGGCCCCCAGGAACCGCUUCCAAGCUACCGUGGAUGACGACGACUCGGACCAAGACACCGUCGUCGCAUCACCAGCCCGCAACAAGGUUGCAGACAGUGUCUCAUCGUCCUCGCCCUCGUCCUCUUCAAGGACGUCUACCCAGAGGCCCAAUGGCGAUUGUCCAGACCACCACCAGCCUGUCUCACCAACACCCGCCAGCCGAUAUGGCAAAGCUUGUCCUUCUCCUUCUCCGUCUCCUUCGUCUUCAUAUUCCCAUGCAAGCCCAAGCUCAUCAAAGUCACACACCACGUCCUCUUCAACGGCAUAUGUGACCCCCAAUGCAACACUUACACCACCCUCGUCUGCCGAGUCCAGCCCCAAGCAACGGCCUACCGUGCACUUUUCCACCAGACCCCCCGUCGUGCUGCACCACAGAUCAAAUAGCUAUCCGGUAGCGACGGAGCCUUCUUCGCCGCGAUAUACCACGUCGUCACGCGGCGACGGCGGUCCACACAUGUCCGUGGUCGACAGACAAUGGGGUCAACUGUUUACCGAACACGGCGAGCCAACCAGGAGAUUGGCCGCGGUGCUACGCGGGUUGGCAAACUUCAUGAUCCGGGAAUACGAACCACGCAAUUCGCUCGUCAUCCCUCCUGUCAAGAUGUUUGCCUUGUAUAGGAGAUAUAAACUUGACAAGGAACAAUUCCCUUUCCAAGGAAUAUUCGACUACCAAUCCCGUCACUGCCUUCGCAGCCUGGAGCUCCUCUACCAAGACCUCUCUUGCGAAUACCACCUCAUCCAGGACCAGCACUCCACGCGUCCCUGCAUCCCUGCCCUUACACCCGUCGGCCUGCAGACCUGGCUGACGGCUUUCAUCCAAGCCGCGCCAGACGCUGAAUCCUACCGCCUCCAAAGCAUCCUCAUGGACAUCCCCCUCGAGGCAGACCACCAAGGCCCAACCCCAGUAGAGCGCCUACCAAAACAGCUAUCCCGGCACUUGUUCCCUGCCCACAGAAACGACCGCACAUACAGAGACAUUGUCUGUGCUCUAGACGACUGGAGUAAACGCAUGGGGAGCUCGUCCGAACCCCCCUCCCCCUCGUGGAGCAACCUCCUCUUCGAAGCAUUCCGGGGCGCCUCACACAUGAGUUCCAGCCCAGCAAGCAUGGGACGCCGAGAGAAGCCCUACCACACAGACGAUUACAAGCGGCACAGCAGCCGCAAGUCGCCUCCGGAGGACGUCACCAUAUCCCCCGCAAACACCUCCCGCCGCAGGCAGAGCACCUCCACCGCCAGUCGCACGCCACAGGAGGCAAAGUACUACUACUCGUCCUCGUCCUCUUCCACUUCCUCCUCCCAGCGUGAGAAGGCGUAUAACCCCGAGCCCCGGUACUUUCCUAGCUCGCGCAGCGAGCCCUCUAGGCGCAGAUACUCGGAGCCAUCGCCCGAGCGCAUCAAGUACGAUAGACACACGAGCAGACGGCGCGACAAGAGCCCCAAGGCCGCAAGGGCCGCAUCAAUCGACAGCGAAAGGAGAUAUAGGCACCCUCCGCGAAGCUAUUCCAGUUCUUCGUACUCAAGGGGGGCAGAGGACGUAGAUAGGGGCCGAAUGGCGCCGGAUUCGAGCAGCUGGACACCUGAUGCGUCGCCCGGGAGAGUGGACAGCUACCGCUUCUUUCAGGGGAGGCAACAAGGGCCGACAUACGAUGAGUUCUUGCGAGGGAAGGCGAGAGGGUGA
Metarhizium robertsii ARSEF 23 is the source of this 1845-nucleotide messenger RNA. Its product is annotated as hydroxyproline-rich glycoprotein DZ-HRGP. The transcript has 3 exons. The coding region runs from base 1 to 1845 and encodes 614 amino acids. Lineage: Eukaryota; Fungi; Ascomycota; Sordariomycetes; Hypocreales; Clavicipitaceae. The record is from RefSeq and is a predicted model, not a curated record.